AUGAUCUGGUCGUCAGUUCUACUGGGCCUCGCAGGUCUGUAUGCUUUCGACUAUUUUCGUCGUCUUUUCAACAACAUCCGCCUAGCUCAGCGCACAGGGCUUCCAUACACCGUGUUGCCAUUUGCUGGGAAUAGUUUGCAGGUGAAAAUACUGCUCAGUAUUAGAUGGCUGCCGUAUAUCAUCAACCACUGGCUCCCUGGCUGGCUGGCCGAUAUCAUAAACGACGAAACCUAUGAUUAUCGAUGGACCGUUAAAGAUCGACGUGCAAAAAAGCUAGGGAAAAUGUAUAUGGUCGUCACAGCGGAGAAUAUAGUUUGCCAUAUUGCCGAUGCUUCCCUCGUCACACAGAUAUGCAAUGCACGUCAAAGCUUCCCCAAGCCGAUUUGGCAAUAUGCACCAACCUUCAACGAGAAGAAUAGUGCACUUGUCUGGGAAGAGUCUAUCCGUCAGAUGACAGAGAUGCUCCAUCACUGGCAGGUAGCUGGCACAUCAGAGAAGCUGCACGGGUUCGUUGUAGCAAGUACGAGGGGAGACCUCCUAAAAUUCAGUUUGAAUGUCCUCUGUGGUGCUGGCUUCGGCGUAAAACUUCCCUUCAAGCAAUUACCACAAGAGUCGACCAACGACCCCAAUGACGUCUUCAAAGAUACAGAAAAGCCUCCAGAGGGGUUCAGCUUCACCUUCCGAUCUGCGGUGGCGUACAUGAACCUAAGGAUUAUGACAGUGGUUUUAGCAACUAUGGUCAUACCAAAAUGGAUUCCCAGAGCAUUGAUGCCAUGGCUUAAAUCGGACUUUGAAGCCCAUAGGGACUUAGAGGCUUAUUUGCGGAAAUUGAUCAGCAUGGGGAAAGCUGAGAAGACAGCUGACAAGCCUGACAACAGUCAAAACUUGGUCCAAGGACUAUUAAUGUCCAGAAACAAAGAGGCAGCAAGUGGGAGCUCAAAAGGCAUUGGACUUACCGAUUUGGAAAUCAUUGGGAAUAUGCAUAUUUUCACCAUUGCAGGACAUGAAACCACGGCAACCUCUUUGCGAUUUACUCUGCUACUCUUAGCAUUACAUCAGGACGUUCAAGACUGGUUAUACGAAGGUGUUCUUGAGGCGGCCCACGGUGAACCCAAAGACGUUGCUCAAUGGGAUUAUCACCGCAUGUUCCCUAAGCUGAUUACACCAUUAUGCGUGAUGCUUGAGGUCCUCCGCCUCUACCCCCCUGUAGUGACGGUACCUAAAAGCACAUCCGAAACCCCAAGCCCCCUCACCUAUCAAGGCAAGCAGUACGUCCUCCCGCCGCGAGUCAACAUUAAUCUCAACACAAAUUGCCUCCACUAUUCAGAACAAUACUGGGGCCCAGAUGUUGCAAUAUUCUAUCCUCAAAGAUGGGAUGCAAGAAACCAGAACAGCUUUCUCGCAAAGAAUGCGUCGACACAAGGACUUGCUGGACCUGGUCUAGAAUUUCCUACCGUUCACAAACCGGUAAGGGGGGCAUUCAUUCCUUUCAGCGAUGGGUUUCGGGCUUGUCUGGGAAAGAAAUUUGCCCAAGUCGAAUUCAUUGCCGCGUUGUCAGCUCUUUCCCGGAAUUAUAAGGUCGAAUUAGCAGAUGACAGCCCAGAGGGCCGUAAUGAUGCGGAAAGAGUGUUAAGAGAGAGCACCUCAGUGCUGACACUAUCGAUGAGAGAGGAUGUUCCAAUACGGUUUCAGAGGAGAAAGGACUAG
This is a messenger RNA of Aspergillus fumigatus Af293, 1707 nucleotides long. The record is from RefSeq and is a predicted model, not a curated record. NCBI's taxonomy places the organism in Eukaryota, Fungi, Ascomycota, Eurotiomycetes, Eurotiales, Aspergillaceae.